Molecule: messenger RNA, 2127 nt
Organism: Puma concolor (puma)
Lineage: Eukaryota; Metazoa; Chordata; Mammalia; Carnivora; Felidae
Gene: LRRN3
Product: leucine rich repeat neuronal 3
Molecular function (GO): protein binding
Source: RefSeq, a predicted model, not a curated record
AUGAAGGACAUGCCACUCCGAAUUCAUGUGCUACUUGGCCUCGCUAUCACUACACUAGUACAAGCUGUAGAUAAAAAAGCGGAUUGCCCACAAUUAUGUACAUGUGAAAUCAGGCCUUGGUUUACACCCAGAUCCAUUUAUAUGGAAGCAUCUACAGUGGAUUGUAAUGAUUUAGGUCUUUCGAGUUUCCCAGCCAGAUUGCCUGCUGACACACAGAUUCUGCUCCUACAGACUAACAAUAUUGCAAAAAUUGAAUACUCCAUAGACUUUCCAGUAAACCUUACUGGCCUGGACUUAUCUCAAAACAAUUUAUCCUCAGUCACCAAUAUUAAUGUAAAAAAGAUGCCUCAGCUUCUUUCUGUGUAUUUAGAGGAAAACAAACUAACUGACUUGCCUGAAAAAUGUCUGUCUGGACUGAGCAACUUACAAGAACUCUAUAUUAAUCACAACUUGCUUUCUACAAUUUCACCCGGAGCCUUUAUUGGCCUACAUAAUCUUCUUCGACUUCAUCUCAACUCAAAUAGAUUGCAGAUGAUCAACAGUAAGUGGUUUGAUGCUCUUCCCAAUCUGGAGAUUCUGAUGAUUGGGGAAAAUCCAAUCAUCAGAAUCAAAGACAUGAACUUUAAGCCGCUUAUCAAUCUUCGCAGCCUGGUUAUAGCUGGUAUAAACCUCACGGAAAUACCAGAUAAUGCCUUGGUUGGACUUGAAAACUUAGAAAGCAUCUCUUUUUACGACAACAGGCUUAUUAAAGUGCCCCAUGUUGCUCUCCAAAAAGCUAUAAACCUCAAAUUCCUGGAUCUAAAUAAAAAUCCCAUUAAUAGAAUACGGAGGGGUGAUUUCAGCAAUAUGCUACACUUAAAAGAGUUGGGAAUAAAUAAUAUGCCUGAGCUGAUUUCCAUCGACAGUCUUGCAGUGGAUAACCUGCCAGAUUUAAGAAAAAUAGAAGCUACAAACAACCCCAGGUUGUCUUACAUUCACCCAAAUGCAUUUUUCAGACUACCCAAGCUGGAAUCACUCAUGCUUAACAGCAAUGCCCUUAGUGCCCUGUACCAUGGUACAAUUGAGUCUCUGCCAAACCUCAAGGAGAUCAGCAUACACAGCAAUCCUAUCAGGUGUGAUUGUGUCAUCCGCUGGAUUAAUAUGAACAAAACCAACAUUCGAUUUAUGGAGCCAGACUCACUGUUUUGUGUGGACCCACCUGAAUUCCAAGGACAAAAUGUUCGGCAGGUGCAUUUCAGAGAAAUGAUGGAAAUAUGUCUCCCUCUUAUAGCUCCUGAGAGCUUUCCUUCUAAUCUGGAUUUAGACACUGGGAGCUAUGUUUCCUUGCAUUGUAGAGCUACUGCAGAGCCACAGCCUGAAAUCUACUGGAUAACACCUUCUGGUCAAAAACUCUUACCUAAUACUCUGAAAGACAAGUUCUAUGUCCAUUCUGAAGGCACACUAGAUAUAAAUGACAUAACCCCAACAGAAGGGGGUUUAUAUACUUGUAUAGCAACUAACCUUGUUGGUGCUGACUUGAAGUCUGUUAUGAUCAAAGUGGAUGGUUCUUUUCCCCAGGAUAACAAUGAAUCCUUAAAUAUUAAAAUAAAAGAUGUUCAGGCCAAUUCAGUUCUGGUGUCUUGGAAAGCAAGUUCUAAAAUUCUCAAAUCCAGUGUUAAGUGGACAGCCUUUGUCAAGACUGAAAAUGCUCAUGCUGCCCAAAGUGCUCGAAUACCAUCUGAUGUCAAGGUAUAUAAUCUUACUCAUCUGAACCCAUCAACUGAGUAUAAAAUUUGUAUUGAUAUCCCCACCAUCUAUCAAAAAACCAGAAAACAAUGUGUAAAUGUCACCACAAAAGGUUUGGACCCUGAUCAAAAAGAAUAUGAAAAGAGUAACACCACCACAUUUAUGGCCUGCCUUGGAGGCUUUCUGGGGAUUAUUGGUGUGAUAUAUCUUUUCAGUUGCCUCUCCCAAGACAUGAACUGUGAUGGUGGACAUAGCUAUGUGAGGAAUUACUUACAGAAACCAACCUUUGCAUUCAGUGAGCUUUAUCCUCCUCUAAUCAACCUCUGGGAAGCAGGCAAAGAAAAAAGUACAGCACUGGAAGUGAAAGCAACUGUUAUAGGUGUGCCAACAAAUAUGUCCUAA